AGAUGCAAGGAAAAAGCUUUGAGGUUAACCGGCGAUUAGUCUAUGCGAUGAGAACCCUAGGAAAGGGGCAUGCUGGUGCCAAAAAGUUGUGCCAAAUCAUGAACAUGCCACCUCCAACGACCGAGAAAGCAUAUGGAAAGAAUGCUCGUGUUAUUCUCAAACAUGUCAAAACAAUGGCAGAAGAGAGCAUGAGCGAAGCAUCCCAGGAACUUAAAGAAUUAAAGGGAGAUCCUGAAUCCCAAGAGCCUACUAACUGUGGUGCUUCUUUUGAUAGCACGUGGCAAAGGAGAGGCUACUCUUCCCUAAAUGGCUGUGUAUCAGCCAUUUCUAUUGAUACUGGCAAGGUUCUUGAUGUUGAGGCUUUGACGGUAUCAUGUAAGCAAUGCCAGCUACAUGAGCAUUUGGACAAAGCAAGUCCAGAGUACCAGCAAUGGAAAGUUGACCAUGUCAACUGCAAGGCCAACUUUAAAGGCUCGGCUCCUGCCAUGGAACCAGAAGGUGUUGAGCGCAUUUUCAAGAGAUCAACAGAAACGCGUUACCUUCGCUACACCGAGUAUUAUGGAGAUAGAGACUCAAAAGGAUUCGCAAGGGUCGAGAAUGUUUACGAGGACAUGGGCAUAACAGCUGAAAAAAAGGAGUGCAUAGGCCACGUACAGAAGCGUGUUGGCUCUGCACUACGUAAGCUGAAGCGAGAAAACCCUGGCCUUGGGGGUCAGGGCAAGCUUACAGACCAUCAAAUUGAUAGACUUCAAAACUAUUAUGACAUUGCAGUUCGGUCCAAUGUUGGAAAUUUGGAAGGAAUGAAGAAGGCAGUGCUUGCUAGCUUUUUUCACUGUGCUUCUAAUGAGAAGCACCAAGCACAUGACCGGUGCCCAGAAGGCUCUACACGCUGGUGUAACUAUCAGCGGGACAAGGCUAGCCACAGAAAUACAUACAAGCAUGGUGCUGGACUCCCAAGGGAAAUAAUUGAAAAAUGCAAACCUGUGUUUACUAGGCUUAGUUCUGACUCAUUACUGGAGAAGUGUCUCCAUGGGAAGGCCCAGAACCAGAACGAGUCCUUCAACGGUUUUGCUGGCGGAUGGGCCGGUCACGGAUAUUUAAGAUCAGGCGUCCCUCGCCCUGGCAGAGGGUCCCCAAGGAAGUAUACGUAGGGAGAGACAUACUUGAACUGGGACUUUAUGAUGCAGUUCUACAUUUAAUAUGGGGGCAAGCUCUAUUCCAAAGCUGUUAACUGCCCUAAAUAUCCCCCAGGCAAAUAUACUGAGGCAGGCUGUUUGCUACAGGACAUUACCCGUGUUCGGGUUUCGGAGCACAAAGCUCAGGAGAGCACUAAAAAGCAGGUAAAGGUGCUCAGGGGAAGAAAAAAGAAUAAGGAUGACAAGAAAAAGCAAAAGGAAGGCCCAGCUUAUGCUGCUGGAGCAUUUUAAGUCUCCAAAUGGCUUAAUAAUGGACUAAAACCUUGUGAAUAACAAUACUUUAUCUUUAGUCAGCUAUUUUUCAAAAUGUUAAAUUUCCGUGUAUCACCAAAACGCUAGCGAUGAUUAAAGAAAAGCAAUUUGAUGGAUUGGCUUGAUUUUUUCAGGGCAUGUAUAUGGAAUAUCAAUGCACAAAAUGAACUACAAACAAGCUGUUUAGUGUAAUAUGUCAUCUAAAAAUUAGAUUUUAGAUGCUGGUCAAUGUCACAGACGAAAGUUCUGAUCUAGACUAGAUUUUUUGGGGGAAAUAUUUGAAGUGAUUGUAGUUCAUUUUUGUAGAUAUACUAUUUAACAACAUUGUCUGCAAGUUUGAACAUUUUUAAAUGAAAUGGAGUGGAGAUAUUACGUUUUUAGUACCGUAUCCUAAAAUUGGGCGUUGCCCUUAUUAUCUGUAACCAUAGCAACGCUAAUGAAAUACAAAUGUGGUAUUCCAUUCUUCAUCCCAUGUAGAAUAAAUGUAUAUUGGUUUCAAAUUGUUAAAAUUUUUGAGGUCUGUACCACCUUAAAGCUAAGGGAACCUUUUCUCUUAAGUUGUUUUGCUGCCUUUGAAAUUCGUGCGUGAAAUAUUCAAAACCACUAGAAAGCUUUUAUAGUGCAUGGCUCCCGUGGGGCACAUCUCCUGUUUCCAGUAUUUAGUAUUUAGAGAGGGCUCCUUUUAAAAAAGAAUCCGUAAAAUAAAAUUGGACCCCCUCUUUAUACUAAUAAUUGACUGACUCUCAAUACUCCCUAAGAUAUUUCGUAUUGUUUGUAUUUAGUGCUAAACUGAAUAACUGAAUCAUAUUAAAGAUUGGUUUUUGUAUAGUGGA
This is a messenger RNA of Nematostella vectensis (starlet sea anemone), 2281 nucleotides long. RefSeq lists its product as uncharacterized. The transcript has a single exon. The coding region runs from base 3 to 1151 and encodes 382 amino acids. NCBI's taxonomy places the organism in Eukaryota, Metazoa, Cnidaria, Anthozoa, Actiniaria, Edwardsiidae. The record is from RefSeq and is a predicted model, not a curated record.